This is a messenger RNA of Rhincodon typus (whale shark), 1187 nucleotides long. It is a transcript of the gene pcna, whose product is annotated as proliferating cell nuclear antigen. Bases 134 to 919 code for a protein of 261 amino acids. The record is from RefSeq and is a predicted model, not a curated record. NCBI's taxonomy places the organism in Eukaryota, Metazoa, Chordata, Chondrichthyes, Orectolobiformes, Rhincodontidae. Gene Ontology annotation, biological process: mismatch repair; regulation of DNA replication; leading strand elongation. The transcript is spliced from 6 exons. Gene Ontology annotation, cellular component: PCNA complex. Gene Ontology annotation, molecular function: DNA binding; DNA polymerase processivity factor activity.
AGUGAGAGAAGUGCAGGCCUUCUCAUUUCCUGCACAGCCUGAGUGAGUGUGGCAGUGCUGUACAGUUCCUUGGCCUGACCCUCUCUCUCUUUCUGUGUCUGCCUGCCUGUUGCUGUGGCAGCUCCGUGCCAAGAUGUUUGAGGCUCGCCUGGUGCAGGGCAGCAUCCUGAAGAAGGUGCUGGAAGCCCUCAAGGACCUCAUCACCGAGGCUUGUUGGGACAUCAGCUCGACCGGGAUCAGCCUGCAGUCCAUGGACAGCUCGCAUGUGUCCCUGGUGCAGCUUACCCUGCGCAGCGAUGGCUUCGACACCUACCGCUGUGACCGCAACCUGGCCAUGGGCGUCAACCUGAGCAGCAUGUCCAAGAUUCUCAAAUGUGCAGGCAAUGACGAUAUCAUCACCCUGAGAGCUGAGGACAAUGCUGACACACUGGCUCUGGUGUUCGAGUCACAGAACCAGGAGAAAGUCUCCGAUUAUGAGAUGAAGCUGAUGGAUUUGGACGUUGAACAGCUGGGAAUCCCGGAGCAGGAGUAUAGCUGCGUGGUGAAGAUGCCAUCUGGAGAAUUUGCCAGAAUCUGCCGGGAUUUGAGCCAGAUCGGUGACGCGGUGGUGAUCUCGUGCGCCAAAGACGGGGUGAAGUUCUCAGCCAGUGGGGAGCUGGGCACUGGGAACGUCAAGCUCUCGCAGACCAGCAAUGUGGACAAGGAGGACGAUGCAGUGACCAUUGAGAUGAAUGAACCCGUGCAGUUGACUUUCGCUCUGCAGUACCUGAAUUUCUUCACCAAGGCCACCCCGCUGUCACCGACCGUGACACUCAGCAUGUCCGCGGAUAUUCCUCUCGUGGUGGAGUAUAAGAUUGCUGAUAUGGGUCACAUCAAGUAUUACCUGGCCCCCAAGAUUGAAGACGAGGACACCUCUUAAGCUGGAGCUUGUGUUGUACAGACUGAUUCGGGGACGGCUGGACUGACAACACACACACUGACUGCGGAUCGAUAGCUCAGAAACUGCAGGGCCAGGUCACAGACUGAGCUGACACCUCUGUUACAACAUUACACUUUUACAGGCUCUGCUCUCCCUGUGCAUCCUGGAGUUGUUUUGUAGAUAUUUUAUGUAAAUAUGUUGUGCGACGUGGAAUGGCUUUUUUUGUAAGAUGGAGGGGAAAGGCAGCAAAUAAACCACGAUUCUGUGA